Molecule: messenger RNA, 1320 nt
Organism: Recurvomyces mirabilis
Lineage: Eukaryota; Fungi; Ascomycota; Dothideomycetes; Mycosphaerellales; Teratosphaeriaceae
Exons: 1
Coding region: 1-1320 (439 amino acids)
Biological process (GO): mitochondrion organization
Cellular component (GO): cytoplasm; SAM complex
Source: RefSeq, a predicted model, not a curated record
AUGCAGCUAUAUGUGCUUGGCCCAGCAUUUGACCUGCCAUCAAUCGACGCAGGAUGUAUAGCAGCAGUAACACUCCUUCGACUUAACAGCGUCGGCGACUGGCAACUCAUACCCACCCACGAUGACCGAGAAGGAUUGCCAUUACUUGUCGAUAACAGCAAGCGAUAUCGAGGGUAUGCCAGUAUUGCAAAUCACCUCAAAGGAACUAGGCCCACCGCCGACGACACCGCCCUAGCAUCGUUCCUUCACUCCUCAGCUCAAACUCUCCUCGACAUCUCCCUCUACGUCUCAUACGAGAACUACACGGCAACCCGCUCAGCCUUUACCAAGAUCCUACCGUGGCAUACUAAUUACUUACUCCCUCCUCGGAGAAGAGCAGCAGCGCGGCAACGAACGGAACAUCUCGGCGUCUCUAGUAUAGACGUGGAUGAUGUGCAUGAAGAUCUGAGCAAUCGACCUUCAGGCUUCGAUGGCGUGGGAAAGGAAGGCCAAGGGUUCGAGGUAGAAGCACAGAAGCGAGCGAGCUUGUUACUACCUCGGAAGGAUACAUUGAAGAGUCUGCUGCAGAGACCAGAACAUUCUGCAGUGUUCAAGCUUCAUGCCUUGGCGGACAACUUCUUUGGAGCUCUACAAGACAUGCUUGGAGCAAAGCAGUAUCUGCAUGGUGAGGAUAUUUCCGGCAUCGAUUGUCUAGCCUUUGGGUAUUUGAGCCUCAUGCUAUACCCACAACUAUCGCAAGACUGGCUGGCGAAGACGAUGAGGAAGAAAUACAGCAAGGUGGUGGAUUAUGUUGAGCGGAUACAUGCGAAGCUCGAAUUGAGAACGAACGCCGAGGAGGUUAUGUCGUUGGCCCAGUGCAAGAUCGAAGAAGAGGUAGCGGCUCAGCGAAAUGCUUGCGGUAUGACUCUGCCAUGGUGUGCGCCGGCAAGUUCUGGCAUCGCGGACGUUCUACUCAAUACCAGCCAGGAGCUUCUGUCUCACGUUCCUGUGCUCCGACCAACAAUGCCACUCAUCAGGAACAGCAAGUACCAUGUCGCUGUAUGGCAGCGAUAUCUACCAGCAAUACUCACCCUCGCCGCUUCCUCAGUGGGCCUAGGCGUCUACCUCGCAGUGAGAACUGGGAUGUUGACCUGGCCACAUGGAGAGCAAGUCCACGUUUUCGGACGAAAGCGCUUCUCGGACUAUGGUCACCUUGGCGCCGCGCUAUCAGGUCUGAUUGUGCUCAAUCAGCAGGUGGCAGGGGACAAGGCGUAUCAUGCACAAGAACAAUUCGAUGAUCCAGUGCAUGUUGACGUGGCGGUUGUGGGUGAUGAUGGAUGA